Molecule: messenger RNA, 1568 nt
Organism: Hibiscus syriacus
Lineage: Eukaryota; Viridiplantae; Streptophyta; Magnoliopsida; Malvales; Malvaceae
Product: geraniol 8-hydroxylase-like
Exons: 2
Coding region: 59-1168 (369 amino acids)
Molecular function (GO): heme binding; iron ion binding; monooxygenase activity
Source: RefSeq, a predicted model, not a curated record
AUAUAUGAAGAUGGUCCACAAUAAAAAAGAUGAUCGUUGGUAAGGACAAGCAACAAAGAUGGAUUUCUUGAGCUUGUUGCUGUGCUUUGUUCUGUUCUUGGUCUUGUGUCAAGCCUUCCGAAGGCAAUCGGGAAGAACAAGCAAGCUUCAGCCUGGUCCGCCAACGAUUCCGAUCUUCGGGAACUUCUUCAACCUUGGUCAUAAGCCCCAUAAGUCCCUUGCCGAACUUGCCAAUAUUCAUGGGGACAUCAUGACUUUGAAACUUGGCCAAACAACAACUAUAGUACUUUCAUCUGCAACAAUGGUCAAAGAAAUCCUCCGAACGCAUGAUGUUGUAUUGUGUAACCGAACCGUUCCCAAUGCCCUGCAUGCCCUUCGACACCACGAAGUCAGAUUGCCUUGGAUGCCUGUUUCAACCAAAUGGAUAAAUCUUACGAAAAUCUGCAAUUUGCACAUUUUCGCUGGUCAAAAACUUGAUGCUAACCAGUACUUGCGGCACAAGAAAGUAGAACAACUCCUUGCUGAUGUUCAUGAUAGUUCCGACAUCGGAGAAGCGAUCGACAUAGACACAGCUGUUUUAAAAACUGCUGUUAAUCUUAUGUCCAAUACUGUUUUCUCCAUUGAUUUAGCUGACUCUUCCGAUACAGCUCUCGUUUUCGGGAAAAUUAUACAGGGAAUCAAGGAAGAGUUGGGAAAACCAAACUUUGCUGAUUAUUUCCCUACUCUUCUUGGUAAUCUUGACUUGCAAGGCAUAAGGCGUCGGAUGGCAAUUCAUUUUCAGAAGUUGAUGAAUCUUUUCGAUAAACUGAUCGAUAUGUGGUUAGAGUUGAGAAAGAUGAAUGAUUAUAUAUCGAGUAACGAUCUCUUGGAUACUCUUCUCCGAAUCAGUCAAGAUGACAACCAAGAGCUUGAUAGAAAGCACAUCAAACAUUUCAUUUUUGAUUUGUUCACAGCGGGAACCGAGACGACAACCAGUACUUCGGAAUGGGCGAUGGCGGAAUUACUCCGUAACCGAAAAACUUUACUUGAAGCUCGAAGAGAACUGCAACAAACAAUUGGCCAAAAGAAGAUGGUGGAUGAAUCCAACAUUACAUGUUUACCUUAUUUGCAAGCAAUUGUCAAGGAGACGUUGAGAUUGCAUCCUCCAGUUCCUUUGUUAGUACCUUGAAAAGCCGAAGCGGAUAUCGAGAUUCGUAACUUUGUGGUUCCAAAAGGUGCUCAAGUGUUGAUCAAUGCAUGGGGUAUAGGCAGAGAUCCCGAUUGCUGGGAGGAGCCUGAGUUGUUUGUUCCAUAGCGGUUCAUAGGAUCAGAAAUGGAUGUUAAAGGAAGGGACUUUGCACUCAUUCCAUUCGGGGGCGGGCGACGGAUUUGCCCCGGAUUGCCGUUGGCGAUAAGGAUGUUGCACUUACUGUUGGGUAGCCUAAUUCACUCAUUUGAUUGGGAGCUUGAAGAUGGAGUUACACCUGAAAACUUGAACAUGGAUGAUGCCUAUGGCCUUUUUUAACAGAAAGCUCAACUGUUAAGAGCUAUCCCUCGCUCAAUUUGAUAGUGCUUUGUUUAUCUGCUUC